This is a messenger RNA of Mycosarcoma maydis (corn smut), 324 nucleotides long. RefSeq lists its product as uncharacterized. The transcript has 3 exons. The coding region runs from base 1 to 324 and encodes 107 amino acids. The record is from RefSeq and is a predicted model, not a curated record. NCBI's taxonomy places the organism in Eukaryota, Fungi, Basidiomycota, Ustilaginomycetes, Ustilaginales.
AUGUCUGUUCCAGUACCAUUUUUGCGCGUCAGCUGGGCGGUGAAACGGUGCCGAGGCGGAGAGCAUUGUCACGCUCCUGGUUCUCAAGCAUUGCGCACGCAUGACCGAGUAUCUGUCUCAGCAACACAUGAGAUGCAACGAAUCGGCAACAAGUCGCAUCGAUUAGCAGCGCAUGGUGAGGCAUGUGAUACGAUCCUGGGCCAAACUUCGAUACGAGCGUAUCAAGUGAGUGCGAACCCUGUUACUCGGCCUUUGGACAACCACGCACGUCGUACGAUGCCGAGACGAAAGAAGCUAAGCGGUUCAUCGGCAUACAGUCGCUAA